GUUCCGGUUCAAAUUUGUCGGAAAGACGAGGAAUCACAAUAAUCGUUAGUUUAUACAGUCUGUGAAGACCCAAGCUGGUCUACUGUGCAAAUGGCAGAAGAAACCAUAAUUCUCUUCAUUGACGAGGAAGGUGUAGGCCAAGAGUUUGUCGUUAAUGGGAAUCUGGUGAAUCAGCAGCUGCAAGGGGAUGGAGGCGAAAUUGUCUUGCAACUGGAUGGACAGAACUUUGUUGAGGGAGGUUACGUGUGUGAGGCACCAUCACAAGUUGAGGUUCUCUCUAAUGGAGUUGAAGUGGAUGCUUUGAAAAUGUCUGGAGUGACACCAGUCAAUAUGGAACCUGAAGAGGAGGAACCAGACGGACUUUUAAAAGGGCGUCGGAUCUCUACUUUAGGUAACAUCAGACCAACUAAAUAUCUUCCUAUUGGGGAUGAGGCUGAUGAUAAUAAAGAUGGCCUUAUUGUAGACUCAAAGACUUUUGAGACCUCAGAAAUAUCAAACUGCAUCAAAGAGGAAGAAUCUGUACCUUGUGAACUGAGAGAAACACAGAACAGUGGGAGUGUGAGUAAGAAACACAUCUCUAUACUAGGGUUUGGGAAAGACUUUCUCAGUAAAAAAGAUAUGCCCAGUGAUAAAUUUUCCUCUGUUGGGGACUCUGCUGGUGAAGGAAAUGAGAAAAGUAAGUCAUUAGACCUAGAAGAGUCAAUAUCCCAUGAGCUAGGCUCAGAAGCUAAUGCAAGCACAGUGGCCGACAAGCAGCUAUCUCCUUUAAAAUCUGAACCUGGAGACUUGAAAGAUGUUCUUGACACCUCUGCUUCAGCUUUUGAUCCAAAUUUUCCUUUCAAGUGUCCUUUUUGCAGCAAAGCAUUCAAAUUAGAUAUUACUCUUGAACUGCAUAAAUUAUCUCAUUCAGAUGCCUAUGUCUCUUCUUUGGAUAGUAAGAGUAAAGGACGAGCUGCUAAUGGAGCUAAAUAUUAUCAGUGUCCCGUGUGUGACUUUCAGUGUCCCUUGAAAAGAAAAUUAAAAUUGCAUGCUACUGAGAAGCACAACCUAGGAUAUAUUUUCACUUGCCACAAAUGUAAAUUUUCUGGACUUUCUUCCAAAGAAUAUUCAGAUCAUUUGCAGUCCCCAGAGCAUGGAGAAAAUGAUUCAAAGUUCAAAAUGAGGAAUAAAGCUAUGUCAAGACCAUUUCUUUGCAGCCAGUGUGGCUUCCGGACAACAGACAAACAUCUCCUUGAGAGGCAUAUGCUCACUCAUAUAGACAAGAAGGAAUAUCCAUGUCCAUUUUGCUCCUACAGGGGCAAGACGGAUCACUACCUCAAGAAGCACAUGCGCACCCACAGUCAGGAGAAGAAAUAUGAGUGUACCAUGUGCGCCUAUUCCUCUAAUGAUCCGUAUGGCCUCACAAGGCACGUAAAAAACAUGCAUGCCAAAAGAGACUCAAGGUAUAAGUGUAGAGAAUGUGACUCUUCUUUUGCAGAGAUGUGUGAGCUUCGUGUUCAUGCAAUGCUUGAGCACGGCAGUGCAGACACACUCUUUUGCCGGCGUUGCACAUAUUCCUGCAAGGACAAGGGAGAAUACAAAAAACACCUGGAAAUUCAUAAUGGUGAGAACAUUUACAUGUGUGAUUCGUGUGAUUUCACUUGCAGGGCCAUGCCUCUGCUAAAGCGCCACCUACUGCGACAUUCUAAUGCCAGGACACACAAAUGUCCCAAGUGCUCUCUAAGCUUUCACGAGAGUGGCGAUUUAAAACGCCACAUGAAGAACCACUCCAGCGAGAAGCCAUUUCGUUGUAAUCUUUGUGAGUAUACCUGCAAGUUUCGCAACACUCUAACUUUGCACAUGAAAGUCCAUUCUAAUGUGAAGGGCUACUCUUGCAGCCAAUGUGACUACUCAACUAAGUAUCCGUGCAAUCUGAGAAAACACAUGGUCGUUCAUGAAGUAGUUAAGCCUUUUUUGUGCCAGUUCUGCUCCUACAAGGCAAGUCUGAAAGCCAGUCUAAAACGACAUGUGUUGCGGGUUCAUAAAUACACUGGCUCCGUCUAAUCCUUUGUUGAAGAAAUUGAAGAUUCUUCCUUUUAUCUGGUAUUAUCAACUUUUGUAGAGAUGCUCAAUAAUUGUUGUCGUUUCAUUUGUGCCUAAAAGAUAGAAAAUGUUUAAUGUACCAGUUCCAUUUUCUUUUUUGUAGUGUGUGUAGAUUAACUAAACAAUGCACCCCUGUGCAUCAAGUUCAGUGAAUUAAAAUGUUUCUAGAGCUACACUUACACAGACUGCUUUUGUGGCCUCAAACGAUGGUCAGUCCUGCGGGCCUAAAUGCUCUGAAAGGGAGGUGGUUUGGACUACAAAUGUGAGGCAGCGCGGUGGAAUCAGGCUCUUGUCAAAAAAAUCCAAGUGAAGAAACUUGCAUUU
Messenger RNA from Aplysia californica (California sea hare), 2406 nucleotides. RefSeq names its product zinc finger protein 431. The transcript has 2 exons. Lineage: Eukaryota; Metazoa; Mollusca; Gastropoda; Aplysiida; Aplysiidae. The record is from RefSeq and is a predicted model, not a curated record. Gene Ontology annotation, cellular component: nucleus. The coding region runs from base 91 to 2043 and encodes 650 amino acids.